AAUCCAGCCUAAUAUUGGUCGGAGCUCUCGGAGCUCAGUUAGAUAUUCGACCCGUGUCAGAUAUACGACGGUGAAGCCACAAAACACAACCAGUGCCGCUAAGAUACCAAGCUAUGUCAAGACCCCAGCUCGCUCUGCCUCUGCUGCCGCACCCAGCACGAACGGUAGUAGGAGUUCGGCAGUCGACAACUCUGCACCUAUUCCUUCAAGUGUGCUCGAAGCCGAGAUAGAGGAGAUCGAGCGUGCUACUGCUCCUACGACCCCAACUGCCGACGCUGCUGUCGUCUGGAGUGAUGGCGCUCCCGCCGACAUGGGUCCCCUCCCAGAGCCUGGCGAUGGACGUCCCACCGAUUGGUCUCGGAGCUACCACGGGUUAUCCUCCCAGCCAUUUCCCAAGGACAUUGCGGAGAUUCUCAUGGCACCGCUCGAUCCGGAAGAUGUUGAGAUAAAGCCUGACGGUCUCAUUUAUCUCCCUGAGAUCAAAUACCGCCGCAUCCUGAACAAGGCAUUUGGUCCUGGAGGAUGGGGUUUGGCACCGCGAGGGGAGACGAAUGUGAGCCCGAAAGUAGUGAGCAGGGAGUAUGCACUCGUUUGCCUCGGGAGGUUGGUGGGCAUCGCUCGUGGAGAGCAGGAGUACUUUGAUCCCUCUGGAAUUGCUACUGCUACAGAGGCAUGCAAGAGCAAUGCGCUCAUGCGUUGCUGCAAGGAUUUAGGCAUUGCCAGCGAGCUUUGGGACCCACGCUUCAUUCGCGAGUUCAAAGCAAAGCACUGCUCUGAAGUGUUUGCAACGCAUGUGGUUACGCAACGAAAGAAAAAGCUUUGGAGGCGCAAAGGCGACAAGCUCGAGUAUCCCUACAAGGAGUAAUCUAUUGUCUCGGGACAUUCAUGUAGCUGUAGAAUUACAAACUUCCAUUAUUGUC
Molecule: messenger RNA, 920 nt
Organism: Dacryopinax primogenitus
Lineage: Eukaryota; Fungi; Basidiomycota; Dacrymycetes; Dacrymycetales; Dacrymycetaceae
Product: mitochondrial genome maintenance MGM101
Exons: 5
Coding region: 311-865 (184 amino acids)
Biological process (GO): interstrand cross-link repair; recombinational repair
Cellular component (GO): mitochondrial chromosome; mitochondrial nucleoid
Molecular function (GO): single-stranded DNA binding
Source: RefSeq, a predicted model, not a curated record